CCUCACCUAACUCGUCCUAACUGGUGUUUUCCUCCCUUGAGGGGGUCGGCCACAGACCUGGUGGUGCCAUUCUGUCCCACGCCAUGGCGCUCGAGUCUGCAGGGUUGUGCGGUGGCUAGUCCCGAAUUCUGUGGCAAGAAACGAAGACGGAGCUGUAAGUGUCAGUUGACCCAGUCCAUUGAUGAUCAGAUACUCGACCGCAUCAACGCCCGAUCCCGGUCGAAUAAAAAUGCAGCCACAUGGGGAGAUUUCUAAGAAACGAGCCAGCCCGCGUCUUGUCGACCAGUUUGCACAACUCGGCUCGGCUUUAAAGAUCUCUAUAUCUUAUAUCUGGCGGCAAAGCGCCCGCUCUCCGUGUCUGACGCUACCUAAUCAACAUCCUUAGCCGUCUUUGCCUUCUCCCUCAUCUUCCAAAAUGGCUCCCAAUGUCUUUGCAGUCCCUGUCCUCCUCGUGGUCUUUCGAGAGACCCUCGAGGCCGUGGUGGUCGUCGCCGUCCUGCUUGCCUUUUUGAAGCAGACGCUCGGUCACUCGGAAGCGACCAAGGCCUCCUACAGAUCAAUGGUCAAACAGGUCUGGCUCGGAGCGGGACUUGGAUUCCUCCUUUGCUUGAUCAUCGGUGGCGCGACCAUUGGAGCUUUCUACAACCUUGGCAAGAAUGUCUGGACCAAGUUUGAAUACUACUACGAAGGCGUCUUCUACCUCAUUGCUGCCCUGAUCAUCACUGUCGUUGGCAUUGCCUUUCUUCGGAUUGGAAAGAUGCAGAAGAAGUGGCAGCGCAAGAUCAGCGCCGCCCUGAACGCUCCCGUCAAGAGAGACAGCGCCAGGAACUGCUGCGGGUCCUUCUCGGGCAAGUAUGCCGUCUUUGCACUAUCCUUCAUCACUAUCGCUCGUGAAGGCAUCGAAGGCAUCGUCUUCGUUGCCGGCGUUUCUUUCUCCUCCCCCGCCAGCUCUGUACCACUCCCCGUGUUCGUGGGCUUGAUUGCCGGAUCUAUCGUUGGAUGGAUGCUCUACAAGGGCUCUUCGUUGGCAAAGCUCCAAUACUUCCUCGUUGCCUCAACUUGUCUGCUUUAUCUCGUAGCCGCCGGCCUCGUCGCCCGUUCAGUUUCGUACUUUGAACAGGCUCACUGGAACAAGAUGGUGGGUGCGGAUGUGGCUGAAUUGGGUGCUGGGCCGGGAUCCUACGAUAUUGACCGCAGCGUCUGUCAUGUCAACUGCUGCAGCCCUGAUUAUCAAGGCGGGUAUGGCUGGGGUGUCUUCAACGGUAUCCUCGGAUGGACAAACUCGGCCACUUACAGCACAGUCCUCUCUUACAAUAUCUACUGGAUCUUUCUGAGUAGCUUUUUGAUCAUGUCACGGUUCCGCGAGGUCAAGGGUCGUUGGCCCCUCAUGAAGCGCAAGAAGUCGACGAGCGAGGACCUGGAUGAGAUUGACUCGAACCCUGGUGCGAGGUCGGUCGAGAACCCGACUAUCAAGGUGUGAGGACCGAGGACCUCCGUAGUACAGAGACGCAACCCGCCAAGACCACACAUAUGUCAUGUACAGAACGAUGUCGUUGCGGAGGAGAUGUUAGGAGAAAUUGCAGUUUCAUAGUAUACGCAAUUACCGUAGAUGCAAUCGAGGUUGGAC
Messenger RNA from Ilyonectria robusta, 1627 nucleotides. Its product is annotated as iron permease FTR1 family protein. Gene Ontology annotation, molecular function: ferrous iron transmembrane transporter activity. Gene Ontology annotation, cellular component: plasma membrane; high-affinity iron permease complex. The record is from RefSeq and is a predicted model, not a curated record. Gene Ontology annotation, biological process: iron ion transmembrane transport. The transcript is spliced from 4 exons. NCBI's taxonomy places the organism in Eukaryota, Fungi, Ascomycota, Sordariomycetes, Hypocreales, Nectriaceae. Bases 416 to 1480 code for a protein of 354 amino acids.